GUAAUUUCUUUAGUGUUAAUUUGUCUCAAAAAGAAAAUUAACUAGUUAUCAUCAUUUGAGAUGUGGUGAUGAAGAUUUUAGUGAACAGAGUUGUGAAUUGACUCCACAACCUUCUGCUUCACCAUAACCAUCAUCUUCACCAUCUCUCUCCCUUUGUGUUUGUUGAGUUUGUGUUUGUGUCUUGGUGAGUGCAUGAAUUGGUGGUGUGGCUAAUUGUGCUUCAAUUUCAAUCUCACCCACCCAGAUCUGUGACUCUCAUUUUAUUGUAUUGUUCAAAGCAUUUCUGUUCCUUAAACCAAAAUUCAAAGAUUUUUGGAGAUAUGGGUCUUUGUAUCUACCCUUAUUUUUCAUCCUUUUUAUUUCCUUGGAAUUUCAAAGGUGUCAGAUUGACCUUAUCAGAUUCCAUUCUGCCCCACUUCUUCAUGCUCUUUUCAUUUGAUUCAUUCAAUUUUACUCAUUUUCUCAUCUCCACUUUCUGUGAAUGACCAUUUUUUCUCCUUUUUAAUUAUUACUAAAACAAGAACAGGGAGCUCUUUGAGUAAUUUUGCGUCCUUUCAUGUUGUAGAUUUGGUUUUUGCCAUCAAAACUUGCUGGUUGAUUAUUCAUUAAGGAGGUCCACUGCUGGGUUUGGUAGGCUUUCUUUGAACCUAUAAAAACCUGUAACUUUAAAGGUGUUUAUGUGAAGAUCCCACUUUGGUUUUUUUUCUUUAAGAGUGGAUUGAAAUUGAUUAUUAACGGGAGGAGGAGAAAACAUGAAAGUCCUUUAGUUUCCUGAGUUUUCUCUUUUUAACCAUUGUCUUUUCCACUGUUGGUUUCAGUAAUCUUUCGGCCUCAUCAUUUCUGCCAAACUUGAAUUUGACAGGCUGAAAAAAAAAUAUACCACUUUUGUAAUGAUACAUCGUCGUUACUUGUUUGUCUUUCAUUCUUUGUUUAGAUUCCUUUCCUCUGAAGCCGCUUCCACUAUGGGCAACUGAGAUGAGAUUAAUCUCUCUCUGGUUUUGGAAUGACUUUGUCAAUCUUUUCCAUUUUAGCGUCCGUAAAGAGUACAAUCAUAUACUCAACAGUUCCUUCUCUGAACAACAUGGCACUCACCUCUAAACUUGAUCAUUUUGAGGAUGAAAGUUGUGGGGGCAUGUCUGUGUUAGACUUGCCUGAGUUGGUCUUGGAAUGUAUUCUUGAAAAGUUACCUCCUUCGGGGCUUUGUAGCAUGGCUGGUGUUUGUAGUUCGUUGAGAGAGAGGUGCAUGAGUGAUCAUCUUUGGGAGAAACAUAUGAAGCAGAAAUGGGGUAGAAUUAUUGGCCCUGCUGCUUGUAGACUGUGGCAGUGCCAUAUGGCUGUGAGAAAAGAUUCUCCCAAUCUCAAACAGAGUAAACAAAAGCUUUGGAUGAAGCUUUUUUCUAUAGUUCAAUCUUUAUCGUUGUUUAGACCAAAGGUUGAAGAUAGUUACAAUCAGAAGAGCUCUAGUUCUUUGCAAGUUGAUUCAAUCAUGUCCUGGUAUCUUGCUCUUGACAGUGGUCGCUUCUGGUUCCCAGCUCAGGUCUAUAACCGUGAGAAUGGUCAUGUUGGGUUUAUGUUGUCAUGCUAUGAUGCCGAGCUUAGCUAUGAUCCGCAAACUGACUCCUUUCAAGCAAGGUAUCCACCUCAUGGAAGGAGGGUAAUCUCAAUAGAGCAUGGUGUGCCAUGGGAAAGGCUUCGAGCACCACCAAUUGAUGCCAGUCCUCACGAUCUUCACAUUUCUGAUCGCUUGAAUGAGUUACACCCAGGUGAUCACAUUGAGAUUCAGUGGAGAAGAAACAAAGAGUUUCCUUACGGCUGGUGGUAUGGUGUUGUGGAUCACUUAGAAUCGUGUGAUGCAAGUGAAAACUUCUGCUGUUGUCAUAAUAGUGACACUGUGGUGCUGGAAUUCAAUCAAUACACCCCUGGCUCACGGUGGAGAAAAACAACAAUAAAUAGGAAAGACCACAGGGAGGAGGGAAAUGAGGCAGAUGGAUUCUACGGGGGUAUCAGAAAGCUUAAAAGCGAAGAAGAAAUCUCAACGUGGAAGCGGUUUUGGCCAGUGGAAGCCUUGGAAUAGGCUUUUUCUUUCUGUCAAAAAGAACACUACACUUUGCCACCAUUUGAUCCCAAAAUCUAUUUUUCCUUGUGAUUAAGUGGAUGUUGAAUUCAAGCUUUUCAAAAGCAUCUUUAAGUAGCUGAAGACAGGCUUCUGAUUCUGUUGCAUAUAAUGUGGAGGUCAUGUUCUUCACCUUUUUCUUUAGAAUUUUCUUUAUAGGAGAUGCUUAAGAUUUAAUCCAUGCGAAUUGCCUGCCAUUGAUGCAAACUUCGAUGUACCGUAUUUUACCCCAAAAUAAAUGAAAGGUUUAGUUGGUUA
This is a messenger RNA of Mangifera indica (mango), 2371 nucleotides long. RefSeq names its product F-box protein At2g26850-like. The transcript has 6 exons. Gene Ontology annotation, molecular function: protein binding. Bases 1004 to 2074 code for a protein of 356 amino acids. The record is from RefSeq and is a predicted model, not a curated record. NCBI's taxonomy places the organism in Eukaryota, Viridiplantae, Streptophyta, Magnoliopsida, Sapindales, Anacardiaceae.